Messenger RNA from Phymastichus coffea, 2373 nucleotides. RefSeq names its product nuclear pore complex protein Nup54-like (gene Nup54). The coding region runs from base 201 to 2057 and encodes 618 amino acids. Gene Ontology annotation, molecular function: structural constituent of nuclear pore. Gene Ontology annotation, cellular component: nuclear pore central transport channel; nuclear pore. The transcript has 5 exons. NCBI's taxonomy places the organism in Eukaryota, Metazoa, Arthropoda, Insecta, Hymenoptera, Eulophidae. Gene Ontology annotation, biological process: NLS-bearing protein import into nucleus; protein localization to nuclear inner membrane; nuclear pore organization. The record is from RefSeq and is a predicted model, not a curated record.
UGAGUACCUAUAAAUUUGAUUUUUUUUACCUGGCUCCUGUGUUUUAGAGAACAAUCUUAUACAUGGCGCGCGACGAUGCAAUAAUAUACGAUUUUAUAGCAGCGAUGCGAUUAGACACGGCGGGCCACGGAAAAUUGUGUUUAAUAAACAAGGUGUCGAUGUUGAUAUGGUGAUUUUUUUCUUUGUGUAAAUUUGUAAAUAUGUCUUUCGGUUGUUUUGGCACAUCUACUCCAACAGCUUCGUUGAACUUUACUUUUGCUACGGGUACUACAGCAACAACAACUCCGAUAAAGCCAGCUGGAUUUGGAUCACUCUUUGGCACACCUGCAUCUACAGCCCAAUCUAUGUUUGGCACACCAACUGCUACCACAACUACAACACAAUCAUUAUUUGGUACACCAGCAUCAACUGCUCAACCUAUAUUUGGAACACCUGUUGCUACUACAAAUCAAUCUAUGUUUGGUACCCCAGCUGCUAAAUCAAAUCAAUCAACAUUUGGAACAACAAGAACUCAACAGCAAUUAACAACUUUUGGAGCUAACAAUACUUUUAAUUUAGGUGCAACUGCAUCAACAAGUAUUAUAGGUGGAACUAGCUUUGGUAGUUUUGGUAAAUUUGGUACUGCAGUUACAAUUACCUCAGCUCCAUCAUUAUUUAGUGGAUUUGGAGCUGCUCAUCCGCAGCAACAACAAUCUACAUUUGGAUCAACAUUUAGAGGACUUGGAGCUAAUCUUAGUACUAAUGGAACUUCUACUGGAUUUGGAAGCUUUAGAACUGGUAGUGGAUUUAAUAGUCUUGGUUCACCUUUGUUUGGACAAUCACAGCAACAGCAACAACAGCAACAACAGCAACAGCAAGCCCAAUCAAAUUUAAAUUCUAAUACAUUAUCAGAAGCAUUAUACAAUGCUGUUUUUAAUUGCCAAUUAUUCAAUGAUGAGAGAGACAAUACAAUAGCUAGAUGGAACUUGAUCCAAGCAUUGUGGGGUACAGGAAAAGCUUAUUAUUCAAUGAAUGCUCCACCUUUAGAAUUGAAUCAAGAAAAUCCAUUAUGCAGAUUCAAAGCCAUAGGGUACAGUAGAAUGCCUGAUGCCGAUAAUAAUGACGGAUUAGUUGUAUUCUGUUUUGAUAAGAAAGAACCAGAGUUAAGAAGCGGAAAGCAACACAUAAUAGCAUUGCUAAAUCAGAUUUUAGGGAGCAAACCAAAUCUCACUAUAACUGUUGAUAAUAUCAAGCCUAUUGGGGAGACCAAAGGUCAAGUUACAAUUUUCGUUACGGAGAAAGGAAUCACUGGAUCUGUCAGAAAAAUACCUGCCAAUGAGUUGUAUGCAUAUCUCACUCAAAAUAUGCAAAGACAGCAGCUGAUACAAAUGGGAGUAGAAAACGCAUUUCCACAAGUGAAAUUAGAUCCUGCACAAUUGAGAGAGUAUUUGGACAAUCCACCAUGUUCGAUAGAUCUACGGCUUUGGAAGCAAGCACAACUUGAUAAUCCUAAUUCAGAAUGCUAUAUCCCUGUACCAAUGAUUGGCUUUCAGCAAGUAAAACAUAGACUAAAAUGCCAGGAAGAAGAAACAUCAAGAUACAGAGCUUUCCUUGAUAUGGCUACUGACAGCAUUCAAGACUUGCAGAGGCAACAUGCAACAACACAAGCCAAGCUGAAAGAACAUAGGAGAACUCUAUUAGAACUUCAACACAGAUUACUCCAAGUCUUGGUGAAACAAGAAAUAACCAGAAAAAUUGGAUUUUCACUGCAACCAGAAGAAGAAGCCUUGAGGAAUAAGUUCAAAAUCAUGCAUUCUCAAAUAAGUGCUCCAACACAAUUCAAAGGCAGAAUUAGCGAGAUGUUAUCUCAAUUAAGGAUGAGGAGGCAUAUAGACUCGCAAAACCAUGAAAGAUAUACAAUGGAUCCCAUUGCCCAAGAUGACAUAAAAACUUAUUUAAAUAUGGAACAACAAGGCAUGCAGGAAAUAAUAGCAACAGUCAAUGCAGAUUUACAAAGUUUGAAAAUCAUCAAAGAUGGAAUGUCAGAUCUCAUACCUGGCCCGUCUAUGCUCUCGUGAAUAGGUGUAUUUAUAAGAUUAAGUAUUUACUACGAAACAUUCUAUUGAGUGAAAUCUAUUUUAUGUGAACGCGAUGUAUCAUAAUUUAAUUUUGUUAAACGACAUUGUUAAAGUUCAGAAGUAAGAUAUAAUAAUUUAAUAUUUAUAAAUAAUAGUAUUGUUCUGUAUGAUAAAUUAUGAAAACAUUAAUUGCUACAUUCCUCAGCGUUACUUUUUGCUUUGCAUUGGAAAAUGUGAUUGGCAAUUUCUUAGAACAAGUUUUUUACAUGACAGCCAUUUUGUAAUUAUGGAUAUUUUUUUGUUCUUACUAAAUAGU